UCUCUCCGACAGAAAACUGGGGACAAUGUAGCUGUCAAACUAGGCCAAACUGUUAAAGACACUCACAAAAUAAACUUUGAGUGAUUUAAGUUCAUUUCUGUCGUCACGAUUUUCUCGUCUAAUAUCUAACUUGUUGCUGUAGUGAGUAUUUAACAGACACUUUAAAUGCUGCUGUCCCAAUUCCCUCCAGAUAACGACGAAAUGGAUUUCUUCACCCUAAUCAACCUUCUGCUGCUAAACCAUCGCGUGGCCGGUGAACCGCAAACUGGAAGCUGUCCAAAAUUUGAACCCAUUGAAGCCAAACCAUUCUGCGGCCGAGUAACCAAAUGGAUUCCGGACAACUUCGGACGCAGCCCGUUCAACACGUUCGACGCGUGGCACUUCCAGCCCGAAUUCGUCGUAGAAAUGUUCGUGUCCUCGUCGGAAUCAAUCGCCCUCAAUGUAACCCUGCGUUGCCAACAGCCGGAUCCACUGACUGGUCAGCUACCUCCGCUAAGCGUCUGGACUGAAAAAAGCAGCCAGGAACAAUACGAUUGGAACGAGAAAAACAUUAGACUGGACCGGUACGGAGAUUACAUCAGUCUGAGCGGCUGUAAGCAACUGGUGCACAAUGUCACCGGGCAUGGAAUCCUGGAAGCAGAGAGCUCUUUUGAAAAAGAGCAACUGAACCGGAAGCAAAAAGAUGUAAGCUGUAACUUUAUCAACGAAUUUGUUAUUGCUCGAAAAAAUCAAACUAAAGUUAAAAAAACAUUACUAUAUAUGAAGGAUCUAAUUCCAGCCACUGAAAGAUCAAAUGCAAAAUUAAUUGAUUUUGAUUUAAAAAGCAUUGUGAUUGAAGCUUUUAUGAUUAUUUUGCUAACCAUGUUCAGAAAAUAAGUGGCACAUAUUUAACAGAAAAUAUUAUAACCAGAGUAAAAUACCUUAAAACAUAUUCACCCAAAUUUUCGACCGUUUUGUUAGAGUUUGUGGCAACGCACAGAUUUUCAAUUGGAAUAAAAAUAUAGAGUGUUUUUCAGUAGUUAGUUGUUUCUAAAAUAGCAUACAAAUGAAAAAAAAAAAUAUACUCCAAGAAACCUUCCACCCUGCAAUUGGAACAGUCGACCUUGAGAUUGUGAGUCUAACCCAGGGGUGCCCAACCUUUUGGCCCUGCGGGCCAGAUCUUAUUUUUCUGUAGCAGUGGCGGGCCGGAACUAAUAUUCGCUAAAAGUUGAAAAAGUAAACACAUUUUUUCAUGUUUUUUUUUAUGAUUGGGUUCAUUAAAAGUAAAUAAAUAAAAGAACUAGAGUUGCAAAUAAGUUUCAUAUAUCUUGA
Culex pipiens pallens (northern house mosquito) is the source of this 1311-nucleotide messenger RNA. RefSeq lists its product as uncharacterized. The coding region runs from base 166 to 876 and encodes 236 amino acids. The transcript has 2 exons. The record is from RefSeq and is a predicted model, not a curated record. Lineage: Eukaryota; Metazoa; Arthropoda; Insecta; Diptera; Culicidae.